Messenger RNA from Nezara viridula (southern green stink bug), 5492 nucleotides. NCBI's taxonomy places the organism in Eukaryota, Metazoa, Arthropoda, Insecta, Hemiptera, Pentatomidae. The record is from the annotation of a GenBank genome assembly.
CAAUAGCAGCAACAAAUAAUGGAUAAUAGCUCAAUUAAAUUAAACGUUUAUCUUGAAGUUUCAAGGCAAACUACAACUCGUGAUUAUUCCUUUUGUUCUCUUUGAUCGAAUGAAAAUUUUUUUAUACUCCUUUUAAAUUCAAAAUUUGAAGUCCAUACGGACCUUAUUUGGCCUGUUAAAUGGUAAUGCUAAGUUACCUAAUUAAUUAAUUAUUGACAAUUAAGAUGGUAAUGGUUCUUGAGUGUUGCGCCCCAAGGGUAACCAGAAGUGGGUGGCAUUAGGCAAGUUGCACCAUCAUAAUAAAAACAAUAAUCAGCCAAUCACAUGCGAAACUCGAUGUAAUAAAAAGAUUAUCCAUACUGUAAUUACCGCUGCCCUACUUUCACUGACCACUCUACUUUGAGCAUGAAUUACCUAUAGCCAAAAUUGGACUAUUGCAAAACGUUUAAUGACACGUGCAUUUUUAAUGAAGUUAAACAUUAGAUAACAUAUUUAUGAAUUAAGGCCAUAUUUACCAAUGCAAAAACACAAAAUGCAUCAAAACAACACAAACCCUAUAAUAUUAUAACUCAAAAUUAGUCACAAUAAGUGCACUAUGCUGUGGUUUGGUUUCACAGGGAACAUAAACAUCAUAUUACUUACUGAUUUAAUUUUCAGGAAUGUCACUUAAAGUAUAUUUCAUAUGACUUUUCGAAAUAAACGAACAAUAUAUAAUUAUUUAAAUCAAUUUAAUCAAACUAUAAUAAAGUUAUUUAAGACUAUAAACCUAUUUCUUUCUCUCCAUAAACACGGCAUGAAAUAUUUUUAGCAGCAUGCAAUUUUUACAUCUUCUUAAAAAAGUAGAAUAAAAUAGUUUUUCAACAAUUAUAUUAUUGUUAAAAAAUGCCGAAGAUUGAAACAGUUUUUGUUCAAAAUAAGCCGAUAAUUUAAGUGCCUAUAAAUUUGCCACGUCUGAUGCAGAACGGUCAUUUCCAAAUAAUCUUUAUAAAUAUUUCAAGUAAUAGUGGAUUAGGUUUUUUAGAAACAAUAAAAAUUGAAUUUCAUAAAAAAAAAUCAAAUUUCAGGAGAAAAACGCCAUCACUAUUACUUCAAAUAAAAAUAUUCUACUAAAAUAUUAAUAGUAUUUGAUGAUCUACUUGAUGCUUAUUUUAUUCGUUUUAAUAAAAAUACGUAAUUUUUUUUUUUUUGUUUAUUAGAGAUUCUUUUAUUUUUUGGUAAACACAAAAAGUAAAUAACAAGUAUUCUCUAUUUUUAAUAAAUUCAUAACUGAAAGAUAGUCAACAUGAAAAAUACUCAUUUUGUAAAUAAACAGUUGUUUUCGACUUUUCUCAAUUUCCAUGCAGUAAUUUUGUACUUAACGAAGGAAAGACAUCACAUUGAACAAGAAGUUCGUAAUAUUAUCGUGAGAAUGAGAGGUGAAGGACACCGGCAAGCGGAUAUCGCAGAUACAGUUGGCGUCUCUCACAGUUUGGUCUUCUGAGCUUUAACCAGAUUCAGAAAAACCAGAAGUACCACUAGGAGACCUGAUAGUGGUUCUCAGCACAUGACGGCACGCAGGGGGGCCCAUAAAGGAUGCGCCAUCACAAUUUUUGAGGAGGGUACAUUUUUACUGGAUUUUGAGUUUUUGAGGGGUGCACAUUUCGACAGAUAUAUGAUUUUUCUGAAUAAAAUAUUUUCAAUCAAGUGAACAAGGGGAAAAACUUGGACCACACCACUGCAAGUGUAAUUGUACAUGACCUACGAUUUUUCUAAUUCUACUUUCGCUUGUACUGUUUUUAUUAAGAAGGGAGCAAAAACACUUCUUGGUAGGGAGAGGGAAGUCCACGCGCCAUCGACCUUGGGAAGGAUGGGCAUCCCUGACGACACCAAGGGUGAGAGAAAUAUUGGUAUUGCUGCAAGAAGCAACCCCUAGAGCCCGACAGAGCCAAAAUGAAUUGUGGACGAACGGCUAAUGUGUGUGCACUGCCGUUGCCCGGCAACCUGAUAUAUGAGACAACUGAUAUAAAAUAGUCACGAAUUCGCGUCCCGGUUUCGGUCGGGGGAGUCUUUUGUAUCCCCGCAUCCCAUGGCCCGAGAAAACCCCGUGAAGGUGAGAAAGGGAAGGAUCCAAAAAAAAAAAAAAGCUCUGAAUACUGUUAUGGAGUCGCGCAUCUGUAAUUACAGCGAUCAUAGACGCCGAAAAGUCAACCGAGAACAGGGGAUGGGUACACUGCCACAGUUUGUGCUUCCUUCACUGUAGUCUAGAGGUGCAAUCUGCUCAGGAGGACGGAAGGUGCAAUCUCUAUAGAGGAAAAGUUGUUCAUCAAUGUCUCGAAAUUCUAGUCAUUUCACACCUUUCCCUUCCUGCAUAGUCUCCAGAUCUCAAUCCCUCUGAGCACAUUUGGAAUGCACUGCAGGAAGGGCUUUUUGACCACCGUCUGCAGCUCGUUAAUCUUAAACAACUGCCAGUAGUAUUUCCAUGUUUAUGGUAUGAAAUUCCUUGUGAAAUCAGGGACAAAAUUAUAAACAGCAUGCCCAAUAAGUGCAGAGAGGUAGUGCUCAACAGAGGAUCCUACACAAAUGAUUACAUAUUACAAAAUGUUAACAAUUCGCAAUCAUAAAAAUAAGAUCACAUAAACAUUUAAUUUUACUAUUUUUUUAAAAACACCUUUUACAAAAUAUCCUGAGGCGAAAUACAAUCUUCUUUAUAUUAAUUUCAAUUUAUUUUCCGAUAAAAAUAAAAUAGUAGGAAAAAUAAAUCAUACAUAAUCAACAAUAUCCCUAUUCAUUUUUGGGCAGUAUAGAAUUAUAAAUAAAUAUAUUCUUCAUAAAUCAGCAACCUCAUAUUAAUCAACCAGAUAACACACUUACUUAUUGCUACAUUAAUAUUAAUAAAUCUCAAUAAAUAAAUGUAUAUUAUAUAUAGAUAAAUGAAAGUAGUAUAAAAUUAAAUACAUUGGAGUCAAAAGAAAAACAAAACAAAAAACUAACAAGAUACUUAUGAGAUUGAGUCCAUUCUACAAGACUAUUAAAAUUUUAAAAUUGUUUUCUUAAUAGAGAAAUUGUAAUUGUAAUUAAUUGUUUCUGUUCUGUUAGAAAUUUAAUCAUUCGUUGUAUCGCUAUAAUAAAAUGAACCAAAUACCACAUUUAAAGGAUAUAAUGUAAUCCCUAACUAGCCUAAUAAUUAGAUUAGCCUAAUAAUUUGUCCUGGACUGUCUAAAGCCUAUCCUAGAAAGUAGUGAAGUGAUAUCAAUUCACCAGUUUGGCUUUCGUUGUUAUCAUUCCACUGUACAACAGUGCCAUCGGAUAAAAGUCACUGUCUCUGUUGCUUUUGAGAAAAAGGACUAUUGCUCUGCUGUCUUCCUUGAUAUAGAGAAUGCAUUUGAUAGUGUCUGGCACAAACGCCUAUUAUGGAAAUUAAAACCACGCUUACCUUCUACUUAUUUUCUAAUUCUUCAAUCCUUCUUUCUUAACAGGUUUUUCUGUGUUUCCGUAGAUUCUUCUGACUCAUCUUUCUUCCCGAAAAAAUCCUACUAUCACAUCAAUUGCCCUACAAAACCACCUCUAUGAUCUUCAAAACUGGAAAAUUAAAAUUAACAGUAGCAAAUCUACUCAUCUGACUUUCUCUCUUAGGAAAGCCUCAUAUCCACCCAUAACGAUUGACAAUAACCCAGUGCCUUCAAAAAGCUAUGUGCAGUACCUCAGACUCUACUAAGACAAAAGACUUUAUUAUAUACAAUAAAUUAAAAAGACAAGAACUGACUAGUCGAUAUAAACAACUCUCACAUUUUCUGGACUACAGAUCCUCACUUAACUUAUGAAACAAGGGACUGAUCUACAACACCAUACUGAGACAUACAGAACAUAACUUUGGGGUUCGGCAAAACAAACAGAUAAAUAAAAUACAAACAACACAAUGAAAAAUUCUACAAAAAAUUGUCAACUCACUUUAGUACAUUUCAAAUAACACUACACAUAAAGACUUAAACAUCCCAACAGUAAAAUCCUACAUACAUGAAAAAUACAAUUCAUUUCAUAUUUCAACUCUAAAUCACAUCAAUCCAUUAGUCCUUUCUAUUUCCUGUUCCCUGUUACCUGAUCGACACAGACUGAAAAGAAAAUGGCCAAGGGAGCUAAUCUUACAUCAAUAACAAGAAAAAACUAAUCAAGCAGACUCACAGGAAUGACUGUGACUUCUGAUGUGAUAGGGGCUACCAUUAUGGCAGCUGCAGCUGCAACCCCAGAACUUGCCAUAAGUCUCGUCAGCACAUUUUGGAUAGAGGGUGAGGUGGGAGCUGAAGCCAUAGUGGGAUCUGCGACAUUUAACUGUCUCAUCAUUCCUGGUGUAUGUGCUUUCCUAACAAAAUCUCAUAAUGAAAAACCAAUAGAUAUUUGGCCAUUGACAAGAGAUGCAUUAAUGUUUUGCAUUUCUCUUGCAUGCCUAAUAUUUUGUGUCCAUGGGGAAUAUGUCCAUUGGUAUAAGCCUUUCAUCAUGGUUAUUGUAUACUUCGCCUAUGUUAUAGGAUUGCUUUUGGAAAAAUAUUUGCGAAGAAAAACCAUGAUGUUAUAUUAUUGGAUAAAUGAAGAAGAAGAAAAAAAUUCUCCACAUAUAUCACUCUCUCGGCUACCUGGCAAGUCCUCAAUAGAAAAAGAAACAUUGCUAACGCAAUUAUGUUCUUUGUUAUUUUGGCCGGUAACAAUUAUAUUAUACAUCACCAUUCCAAGGAAGUAUCCAUCAUUGGCAAUAUUUAUGUCAUUAACUUGGAUAGCAGUUGUUAGUUACAUCGCAACUUGGAUGAUUAUAUAUAUAGGUUACAACUUAAAUAUACCAGACUCCUUAAUGGCUCUCACAGUUCUUGGAUUUGGUUUAGGGAUUCCUGAAUUGUUAUCCAGUAUAUGCGCAGCAAAAACAGGGAAGUACACUAUGGCCCUUUGCAAUGCAUUUGGCGCAAAUACCUUUAACAUCCUUCUCUGCCUUGGACUGCCAUGGAGCAUCAAGCUCUUGAUCUCAAAUAACCAAAGUAUCUGGGUAAAUACCGAGGGUUUGGCGUACAACUGUGCACUUAUUUUAGUCAUUGUCACGGUGAUCUACGCUUCAUUGGCCCUCAACGAAUUCGUUCUUGAUAAAAAGAUUGGAUGUUUUUUUCUGGUCCUUUAUUCUAUUUUUGUUGUACUGUCAACUUUAAUAGAAAUGAACGUCUUUUACCCAGUAAAUCUACCAUUAUGUAAUAUUAAAGAUUAUUAUUAUGACUGACAUAAAAAAUUAGAAGUUUAUCAAUACCUAAAACCACCUUUGUAGAAGUUCAAUAUGGUAACAACUUAAUACUUAAGCAAUAUUUUUGUUUUAAGAAAUUAUUUAUAAGGGUUAUAUAUCAUAAUAUAUUCAUUAUGAGACAAACCUGUUAACAACCACUACUCUGCAAAACUGCCUUGAGAUAAUGCUGACUGAGUUAUGAAGAUGAAAAAAAAAAAAAAAUGAGAAGAAAGUUUAUUUGAAGUUGACCAAAACUCAU